Messenger RNA from Acanthosepion pharaonis, 771 nucleotides. The record is from the annotation of a GenBank genome assembly. Lineage: Eukaryota; Metazoa; Mollusca; Cephalopoda; Sepiida; Sepiidae.
AUGAAAGCACAAGCUGCAGCAACCACCUCUGCACCUAGGGCUUCCGAGACUCAUCAUCAAAGGCUUCUUCAUAACGCAAGAAACGCUGCUGCCACUGCAAAAUCAAGGGCAAUAGAGACACUUGACCACAGGCAUGACGGUCAAUCCAGGGACGCUGCUGCAACAGCGAGAGCUAGGGCUGCUGAGACACUGCUUCAUAUGUCUGUGCGAAAUGCCAUGAAUGCUGCCACCAUUGCCAGGUUGAGGGCAGUAGAGACACCUGCCCACAUGCGCGCCCAUCAGUCCAGGGACGCUGAUGCAACAGCAACCGCUAGGGCUGCUGAGACUCCGCUCCGUAGGUCUGUUCGAAAUGCUACAACUGCUGCCACCACUGCCAGGUCUGUUCGAAAUGCUAGGAAUGCUGCCACCACUGCCAGGUUGAAGGCAGUUGAAACAUUCAACCGCAGACGUGCCCGACAAUCCAGGGAUGCUGCUGCAACAGCAAGUGUUAAGGCUGCUGAGACACUGCUAUGUAGGUCGAAGGCAGCUGAAACAUUUCACCGCAUGCGCACCCAUCAAUCCAGGGACGUUGCUGCAACAGCUAGGUCGAGGGAGUCCGAGACAGAGCUGCAGUGGGCAACCUGCAAUGCCCGCAACGCUGCAGUGACUUCUGCAGCCAGAAACUCUGAGGGCCCACAGCCAAAUGGCGCUGGCAACAAACUCCCCAACGGCUGCUACAAACAUGGCCGCUUUUUGGUCUUUCUUGGCUUUCAAUUACAACCCCGGCAUUAA